AGCGUCUGUUUCCUAAGCAGAAAGUCGUAGGUUCGACCCCUACCUGGCGCGAUGUUUUGACUUUUCAUUUCUAUUGUUUUACCUUUUUUCGAAGAGCUACCUUACGAGAUAUCCAUCUCCAAUUGUUAGUGAUGCAACUAAGGCUUCCUAAAACCCUCUCUCAGCAAGACCUCUUUCAUCACUAUUCCAUGUCUCAGUGACACCAUUUACCUUUUUUCGAAGAGCUACCUUACGAGAUAUCCAUCUCCAAUUGUUAGUGAUGCAACUAAGGCUUCCUAAAACCCUCUCUCAGCAAGACCUCUUUCAUCACUAUUCCAUGUCUCAGUGACACCAAAACCUUCGAGUUCAGAGAGAACAACACACUUUAACUCUGGGUACUCAUGGCAGGUCCUAUCCUUCUUCGUUCUCUCUGGUCCUCCACAAGAAAAUCCGCAUCUUCUUUCAACUGUUCCUCUUCUCCUUCCUUUUCUUCUUCUAGAUCCUUCCUCUACCGAUUCAAUCACUUCUCACGCGCCUUCUCUGCCGCCGCACCUGCCUCUUCCGCCACCACAUCUGCAUCUAUCCCCGGCGGCGCACUUGACCCCAGCCGCCUCCGCAACGUCGCCGUCAUUGCGCACGUCGACCAUGGCAAGACUACGCUCAUGGAUCGCCUUCUCCGCCAGUGCGGCGCCGAUAUCCCCCACGAGCGCGCCAUGGAUUCCAUCACGCUUGAGCGCGAGCGUGGAAUCACUAUCGCUUCCAAGGUUACGUCCAUUUCGUGGAAGGAGAAUGAACUGAACAUGGUUGAUACUCCAGGACAUGCUGAUUUUGGUGGCGAAGUUGAACGUGUUGUUGGUAUGGUUGAAGGGGCUGUUUUGGUUGUUGAUGCUGGUGAAGGUCCACUUGCUCAAACAAAAUUCGUUCUUGCAAAAGCCUUAAAGUAUGGUUUGCGACCUAUUCUUCUGCUAAACAAAGUAGACCGCCCUGCAGUUACUGAGGAGAUGUGCGAUGAAGUUGAGAGCCUGGUGUUUGAUCUAUUUGCCAACUUGGGUGCUACAGAGGAGCAACUAGACUUUCCAGUUCUUUAUGCUUCUGCUAAAGAAGGAUGGGCAUCUACCACGUUUACCAAGGAUCCUCCUGAUGAGGCAAAAAAUAUGUCACAAUUGCUUGAUGCCAUUGUUUCACAUGUCCCACCACCAAAUGCAAACAUUGAUGCACCUUUCCAGAUGCUGGUUUCAAUGAUGGAAAAGGACUUCUAUCUUGGUCGAAUUUUAACUGGACGCGUAUAUACUGGGGUUGUUCGUGUUGGUGACAGGAUUCAUGGAUUACGUAAUAAGGACUCUGUUGCUGAAAAGAUUGAAGAUGGAAAGGUGGUGAAACUGAUGAAAAAGAAGGGUACAAACAUGGUUCUAACAGAAUGUGCUGGAGCUGGUGAUAUAAUUUCAAUAGCUGGCUUGGCAAGUCCAUCAAUAGGCCACACAGUGGCAACAGCAGAGGUUAUGUCUGUAUUACCCACAGUUGAAUUGGAUCCUCCUACAAUUUCCAUGACUUUUGGUGUAAAUGACUCCCCAUUGGCCGGUCGAGAUGGUACUCAUUUGACUGGAGGAAGAAUUGGUGACCGACUGAUGGCUGAAGCUGAAACCAACCUUGCCAUAAAUGUGCUUCCUGGCUUAUCAGAAUCAUUUGAGGUUCAGGGAAGAGGAGAGCUACAGCUGGGUAUCCUAAUUGAGAACAUGAGACGCGAGGGAUUUGAAUUAUCUGUGUCUCCACCUAAAGUCAUGUAUAAAAGUGAAAAUGGUCAGAAACUUGAGCCAAUAGAAGAAGUCACAAUUGAGGUAAAUGAUGAGCAUGUUGGAUUGGUAAUGGAAGGCUUGUCUCACAGGCGAGGCGAGGUCACAGACAUGGGUCCUGUGUCAGGAGCUGUUGGUCGGACUAGACUGACUUUGACUUGUCCAUCAAGGGGCUUGGUUGGUUACAGGAGUGUGUUCAGUAGUGACACUCGUGGAACUGGAUUCAUGCAUCGAGCUUUCCUUUCAUAUGAAAAAUUUCGAGGACCUCUUGGCAAUGUUAGAAAAGGAGUACUGGUCUCAAUGGGUUUUGGUACAAUCACAGCUCAUGCAUUGAUGAGCUUAGAAGCACGUGGGAUUCUUUUUGUAACUCCUGGAAUGGAGACAUAUGAUGGGAUGAUUGUGGGAGAACAUUCACGAGACACAGAUCUUGAUAUCAAUCCGGUGAGAGCUAAAGAGCUUACAAAUAUUCGUGCUGCUACCAAGGAUGAGAAUGUGAAGCUGUCUCCCCCACGUCUCAUGACACUUGAAGAAGCUAUAGGUUAUGUGGCUUCAGAUGAGCUUAUUGAGGUUACCCCAAAGGCCAUCCGUUUACGGAAGAAAUAUCUUGACGUUAACAAGCGUAAGGCCAUGAGCAAAAAGCCAAAGGAAUGAGGAAUGAGGAUUGAGGAGUUUCACUCUCCAUCAAAUUUUGUAAGAUUUAAUUUAUUCGGUGUAUGGUAUAGUCAU
This is a messenger RNA of Arachis duranensis, 2495 nucleotides long. RefSeq lists its product as uncharacterized. Gene Ontology annotation, molecular function: GTPase activity; GTP binding. The record is from RefSeq and is a predicted model, not a curated record. Gene Ontology annotation, cellular component: ribonucleoprotein complex; cytosol. Lineage: Eukaryota; Viridiplantae; Streptophyta; Magnoliopsida; Fabales; Fabaceae. Bases 381 to 2420 code for a protein of 679 amino acids. The transcript is spliced from 19 exons.